Molecule: messenger RNA, 1752 nt
Organism: Malurus melanocephalus (red-backed fairy wren)
Lineage: Eukaryota; Metazoa; Chordata; Aves; Passeriformes; Maluridae
Gene: SARS2
Product: seryl-tRNA synthetase 2, mitochondrial
Exons: 17
Coding region: 1-1650 (549 amino acids)
Biological process (GO): mitochondrial seryl-tRNA aminoacylation
Cellular component (GO): mitochondrion
Molecular function (GO): tRNA binding; ATP binding; serine-tRNA ligase activity
Source: RefSeq, a predicted model, not a curated record
AUGGCGGCGUGCCGGGCGCUGCUGGCGGUGCGGCGCGGGGCCGGGGCGGGCGGGCGGCGCGGGACCACGGGGGCGAGGGCGGCGCGGCGGGUGCCCGUCCCCCGGGGGCGGGCGUGCCUACCUCGGAUUUCCACACGACGUGCCGCUCCUGGGGCCGGUGCCGGGGCCGUGGCGGCGCGCAGCCGCCUGUACGAGCACGUGCGGGAGGGGCUGAGCGCGCGGCCGCAGCUCGACGUGACCGCCCUCAGCGAGCGCGACGUGGAGCGGCGACGCGGGCCGCUGCGGGGUGCUGCUCUCAGGGAGAUCGUGCGGACGUGGUCGCGGCUGCGGCAGGUACAGGACAGCAUUGCCCGGCUGGAGGCUGAGAAGGGACGUGUGGCCCAAGGGGUCCACAAGAUCAUGGCCUCCCGUGACAAGGUGGCAGCUGAGACGCAGCUCCUGGAGCUGGCAGCACUGCGGGAGCAGGGCCGAAGCCUCCGUGGACAGCUCCGGGCACUUGAGGCUGAGGAAUCUGACCUGGAGCAAAGAUUUUAUCUGGGGGCCUUGCAGCUGCCCAACAGAACCCAUCCUGCUGUGCCCGUUGGGGACCAGAGUCAGGCCCGGCUGCUCGAGCUGGUUGGGGAGAAACCAGUGUUUGAUUUCAAGCCAAAGGGACACCUGGAGCUGGGCGAGGGGCUGGACAUCAUCCGGCAAAGGCGCCUGUCACACGUGUCGGGCCAUCGUUCCUAUUACCUGUGCGGGGCUGGGGCUCUGCUCCAGCACGCCCUCGUCACCUUCACCUUGCAGAAGCUGCUCAGCAAGGGUUUCCUGCCCAUGACGGUGCCGGACCUGYUGCGAGGAGCCGUUUUUGAGGGCUGUGGGGUCCAGCCCAGUGCUGCCCCCUCCCAAGUUUACACCAUCGACCCUGCACGCUUCGAGGAUCUAUGCCUGGCUGGGACCUCGGAGGUGGGAAUUGCAGGGUAUUUCAUGGACCACGCAGUGCGGCUGCAGGACAUGCCCAUCAGGGUCGUAUGUUCCAGCACCUGCUACCGUGCCGAGACCGACACUGGCAGGGAGCCCUGGGGACUCUACCGUGUUCACCAGUUCACCAAGGUGGAGAUGUUUGGGGUGACAGCGGCUGAGCAUGGGACAGAGAGCGAGGAGCUGCUGGAUGAGUUCCUGGGGCUCCAGAAGGAGAUUUUCUCUGAGCUCGGGCUCCAUUACCGAGUCCUGGACAUGCCCACGGAAGAGUUGGGGCUCCCCGCUUACCGCAAGUUCGACAUCGAGGCCUGGAUGCCUGGACGAGGCAAAUUUGGGGAGAUUUCCAGUGCUUCCAACUGCACUGAUUACCAGAGCCGGCGACUGAACAUCAUGUACAGCACCGAGGAGGGCCAGCUCAGCCAUGCCCACACGGUGAAUGGCACUGCCUGCGCUGUGUCACGGAUGCUCAUUGCACUCCUCGAGUGCAACCAGCUCCCGGAUGGUCGUGUCCGGGUGCCCCCCGUGCUGCAGCCGCUGGUGGGGCGGGAGGUGCUAGCCCGGCCCCCAGCCCCCCUCCUGCACUACAUCGGCCCCAACCAGCCUGGGGGGGCACCCUGCAAAAUGGAGAGGGGUGGAGAGGGGUCCCCACGGAGGAGCCGGAGUCAGGGCAGGUCCGGGAUGGAGCUGUGACGACAUGGGACGGACACGCGAUGGACACAGCAUGGAUGUAACAUGGGAUCUGCAGGACACUGGACACGAGGCACAGAACACAUACGGUGUGGGACACACGGG